AAACGCAGGGCAGCGCGACGUUACCUCAUUGUUCAGCAUGAUUCGGUUUCUUGCGUUGUUCGCCGUUGUGGCCUUGGCUUCGGCUAGGGUUUCAUAUGAAGGUUUCCAGGUAUGGCGCCUAGAAGUUAGUGAGGAGCAGAAGCCUGCCUUCAACGCCAUCUUGGAGAAGCACAACAUGGACGUGUGGGGACGAGGCAAGGAUUGGAUUGACGUCCUCGUGGACCCCAAACUUCGUCACGGAGUCAUGACGAGCCUGGCGGCUAAAGCCAUCCAUAGUUCCAUCAUGAUCCAAGACGUACAGCCGCUUAUCGAACGAGACUUCGCGAGAUUGGCGAAGAAAAAUAAGGACUUGAAGAUUGCCUUCGAUGAUUACAACACUUGGGAAGAGAUCGAGGCGUACUUGGCCGGCCUGCCCGCAAGCGACGACCGCACGAGCCUCGUGUCGCUCGGCAAGACCGUCGAAGGCCGCGAUCUUUGGCAACUGAAAAUCUCGGUGGGCGCUGGCAAGAAGGCCGUCUGGAUCGACUGCGGCAUCCACGCAAGAGAAUGGAUCGGGCCGGCAACGUGCUUGUGGGGCAUCGACUUCUUACUGAACAAUUAUGGGUCUGACGCGGGCGCAACUGCCCUCCUGGACGCCUACGACCUCUACGUCCUGCCCGUCAACAAUCCCGAUGGCUACGCCUACACCUGGAGUGAUGACAGACUGUGGAGGAAGAACCGAGCUUCUUAUCCCGACAACGUGUGUGUGGGAGUCGAUCUGAACAGGAACUUCGAAGACCAUUUCGGCGGUGCUGGAACAUCCGACGACUCAUGCUCCGAAACUUACAGAGGCCCAUCAGCUGCAUCUGAGCCCGAGACCCAACACGUUCAGGCUGCCAUCACAGCCUUAGCCUCUGAAGCCGCGGCGCUCUUCAGCAUCCACUCCUACAGUCAGCUGUGGAUGUACCCAUACGGAUACACCUCGGACCUUCCACCUGAUGCUGCAGAAUUGGACCGCAUUUCUGCUAUCGGCGUUGAAGCUUUGACCGCAGUGCACGGAACCGCCUACCAAUACGGCCCACUUUCCUCCACACUUUACUCUGCUGCCAGCAUCACCAUCGACUACAGCUACGCUGCCGGUAUCACCUACUCCUUCACCCUGGAGCUCAGGGACACCGGCACCUACGGAUUCCUGCUUCCCGCCAUCGAGAUCGUGCCGACGGCCGAGGAGACCUGGGCGGGCCUCAUCGCCGGUAUCCUGAACGCAAGGCAGCGCGACGUUACCUCAUUGUUCAGCAUGAUUCGGUUUCUUGCGUUGUUCACCGUCGUGGCCUUGGCUUCGGCCAAGGUUUCAUACGAAGGUUUCCAGGUAUGGCGACUGGAGGUUAGUGAAGAACAGAAGCCUGCCGUCAAUUCAAUCUUGGAGGAGCACAACAUGGACGAGUGGGGAGAAGGCAAGGAUUGGAUUGACGUCCUCGUAGACCCCAAACUUCGUCAUGGAGUCAUGACGAGCCUGGCGGCUAAAGCCAUUCAUAGUUCCAUCCUGAUCCAAGACGUGCAGCGGCUGAUCGAACAAGACUUCGCAAGAGUUGCUAAGAAAAACAAGGCUCUGAAGAUUGUCUUCGAUGACUACAAUACUUGGGAGGAGAUCGAGGCGUACUUGGCCGGCCUGCCCGCAAGCGACGACCGCACGAGCCUCGUGUCGCUCGGCAAGACCGUCGAAGGCCGCGAUCUUUGGCAACUGAAAAUCUCGGUGGGCGCAGGCAAAAAGGCCGUCUGGAUCGACUGCGGCAUCCACGCAAGAGAAUGGAUCGGGCAGGCGACAUGCUUGUGGGGCAUCGACUUCCUGCUGAACAAUUAUGGGUCUGACGCGGGCGCGACUGCCCUCCUGGACGCCUACGACCUCUACUUCCUGCCCGUCAACAAUCCCGAUGGCUACGCCUACACCUGGAGUGAUGACAGGCUGUGGAGGAAGAACCGAGCUUCCUAUCCCGACAACGUGUGUGCUGGUGUCGACCUCAACAGGAACUUCGACGACCAUUUCGGUGGUGCUGGAACAUCCGGCAACUCAUGCUCCGAAACUUACAGAGGCCCAUCAGCUGCAUCUGAGCCCGAGACCCAACACGUUCAGGCUGCCAUCACAGCCCUAGCCCCUGAAGCCGCGGCGCUCUUCAGCAUCCACUCCUACAGUCAGCUGUGGAUGUAUCCUUACGGAUACACCUCGGACCUUCCACCUGAUGCUGCAGAAUUGGACCGCGUUUCUGCUAUCGGCGUUGAAGCUUUGACCGCCGUGCACGGAACCCCUUACCAAUACGGCCCAGUUUCCACCACAAUUUACCCCGCUGCCAGCACCACCAUCGACUACAGCUACGCUGCCGGUAUCAAUUACUCCUUCACCCUGGAGCUCAGGGACACCGGCACCUUCGGAUUCCUGCUUCCCGCCAUCGAGAUCGUGCCGACGGCCGAGGAGACCUGGGCGGGUCUCAUCGCCGGUAUCCUGGCCAUCCCUUGAGGUCGAGGUGUCCAGUGAACGGCAUCCUUUUGGGUAGCUGAGGAUUCUGUUUGGUCGAUAUUUGAAAAUUGAUUUUAAAAAUGCUUUUUUGGUUUUAAACUGGAGUUUUAGAUCGGUUUAAUCUUAGAAAGAAAAUAUAAGACCUUCUGUUCAAUGCACUGUUCAGAAAUCCAGAAAAAAUGUAUGUCAAUACUAUUAAUUUUUCGAAACCCGUAGCUGUCAUCAAAAGAAAUGAUCCAUUAUUAAGAAAUUCAGACUUUUAGAAAUUAGUUUCAGUGAUUCAUUAAAUGAAGUAAACUAUGAAAUAAUCAAA
Molecule: messenger RNA, 2804 nt
Organism: Hyalella azteca
Lineage: Eukaryota; Metazoa; Arthropoda; Malacostraca; Amphipoda; Hyalellidae
Product: inactive metallocarboxypeptidase ECM14
Exons: 18
Coding region: 38-2491 (817 amino acids)
Biological process (GO): proteolysis
Molecular function (GO): zinc ion binding; metallocarboxypeptidase activity
Source: RefSeq, a predicted model, not a curated record